This is a messenger RNA of Hydractinia symbiolongicarpus, 5570 nucleotides long. RefSeq lists its product as uncharacterized. Lineage: Eukaryota; Metazoa; Cnidaria; Hydrozoa; Anthoathecata; Hydractiniidae. Gene Ontology annotation, molecular function: guanyl-nucleotide exchange factor activity. The record is from RefSeq and is a predicted model, not a curated record. The coding region runs from base 784 to 5487 and encodes 1567 amino acids. The transcript is spliced from 19 exons.
GAGUGCGUGAGUGCGUGAGUGACUGAGGGAAUUAGUAAGCGAAUAAAUAAAUAAAUGAAUAAGCGAAUGAAUGGAUGAAUAAUAAAUGAAUGAAUGGAUAAAUAAUGAAUGAAUGGAUUGAUAAAUAUUACUGCAGCAGUACUGUACACAAGAGAUAAUUGUUGUUAUGUUAGAUUAGACGUUCGUGAUUUUUUGUUAGUAGUUAGGAAAACGUGUUAUAAUUUGAUUUACAGUUUAACCGAACUUUCUAAUGUGCAGUGUAACGAUCACGCAAUUAGGUAACAUGAGCCGUAUUGGUCUAUCAGUUAAGCAUGCUAUAUUUAAUUACCCCUUGUAAUUAGGUGUUCCGAACUUCAGUGAAGCAUGGCUGGAAGAGCUUUUUCUUUUGCAGUUCCUCUUUAGAAGGUUUAACAUGUUUGGCGUUUAUUAUGAUACCAUUUUUUUACUGCAGAUGAUUGUGAUAUUUUACGGAAUUGUCUUGAAUUUCUUAUUAGUGGUAUAAGCAAGCUAAGGUUUAUUGUUCUGUGUUUUAUACUCUUUGCGAAGGCUUUGGUGUGUUAAAAAUUUUUCAGGUUUUUAAGUUUUCCCUGAUAUAUGUAGAAAAUAGGGAGAAAUUUUAUGAAAGUAAUAAAAACUUUGAGGUAGUGAGGAUAUUGAGAUUGAAUUUAGUGCUGUAUACAUCGCAGUGGUGUGUUUAAAUAAUUGGGGAUUAUAUAACGUGGCGUACUGACUUUAGUGACAUGCAUACGAACAUGAUAUAAAUAUAAUUAAUUGGCUGACAAUAUGUUGAAUAAACAUUUGAAAAAAAAAGGACUUCGACGUUCGGUUUCCGAUGUGUCUGGCGGGAACUCGAUAUGGAAAAAUAUGGCGUCCGUUGUGACGAACCUCCGCUCCGGAGGGUGUUACAGUGAAACGCAUGCCAGGGAGAGCAGAAUGUUAGACUUGAUCCAUCUCAAGUCACCAUCUGCAACUAACGCUACAGAACCGAAAAUAGUUGACGAAACCUCACGACGAAAGUCUGCCGACUUAAUUUUACACCCACGAGCUGAGAGAGUAAACUCCGCGGCCCCUUCUGAUCGGUUUAGUACAUGUUUAACCCCUACUGCUACCUCCUUCUCUAAAGAUGAACUUAAUGAGAUCUUUAAUAUCAAACGUAAUGCAAUGGAGGUAGAUAAUUCGCCAGAUAAAUCUCCGCAGAAGCAAACAUCGUUUGAGUUUGUCGAAAAUCUGGACGCAUCCAUGCAGUCCACUCACGACACGUCCAUGCAUAACGUCGCGUUAGACCAAUCAAAUAUUUCGCUUGAUAGUGGUUUCGAGCAUAAUUCGCCUGUAAAAACUGUGGACUCACCUUCCGUUCCAACAGAAACAGAAGUGAAUACUUCACUACAGAGUGCUUCGAGGACCAGCUUGCCACCGUUAGACCUUCAAACUAUCAGCAGUAUAAACGAACAAGAGACGGAAACUACAAAAACACCAAAUGAUAAUGGACAGUUACUUAAUCCACGUUCUCCAUUUACACCGAGUCCUGAUAAAAAUGUAUCAUUUUCGCCCGUUCAAAUGGUGUGUCGAGAAAUCUUUAUGACAGAGAAAAGUUACGUAAACGAUCUGCAAGAAGUAAUCGAGGGAUAUAUCUACCAUUUGAAACCACAGACAGAUUUAGAUGUGGAGAGCAUUUUUGGUAAUUUGGAAGAGAUUUACGAAUUCAACAAGGAGGUGUUGUAUCAGUUGGAACAAUGCGAAAAAGAUGGUUAUGAGAUAGACCCGAUUGAAUUAGCAAAAGUUUUUUGUGAGAAGGCGAGAGGAUUUAAUCACCACUAUGCGCAGUAUUGUACAAAUUACCCAGAAGCUUCGUCGUUUUUUUCAAUUAUCAUGCAAGAUCCUGGAAUAGCACAAUUUUUCUUGGAGAGACAGAAAAAGAUCGGCCAUGCUUUAUCUUUGGAGAGUUACCUUUUAAAGCCAGUCCAACGCAUCAUGAAAUACCAUCUUCUGUUUAGGGAUAUUUUGAAAAGAUAUGAUGGUGAUGAAGAAGGGUACAAUACAAUUAAUACGGCUGUUUAUGCGAUGAGUGACGUCGCUGAAUACAUCAACGAGAUGAAAAGAUUACAUGAAAAUGCGGUGAAAGUGCAAGAAAUACUCAGUAAAAUUCUCGAUCUAGAUGUUCCAAUCAAUGUCUUUGAAACUGGGCGUCUUGUUUUGGAGAACACAUUUAAAGUUCAUGGUUCGCGUGGUGACAGGAUAAUGUACCUGUUCGAAAAACUGUUACUGAUUUGUAAGAAAAGUGAAGACAAAUUGUAUCAGUUUAAAGAGAAGAUCGAGUGUUCCAAUAUGAUGCUUGUUGAAUCGUUACCUAAAGAUCCAUUAGCAUUCCAAAUCAUGAGGUUUGAUAACCAGAAAGUUAACUAUACUAUCAUGGCAAAAACUGUAGACAUUAAGAAGCAAUGGACGCAACAUUUGAAACGUUUAAUUCUGGAAAACCAUGCUGCCAUGAUCCCACAAACGGCUCGUCAGGCGAUUCUCGGUGUGGAAGAAAAAGCUAAAAGUAAAUACAAUUCAUUACCCAUCCAAGCAUUAGAUGAUUCAGUUAUGAAUAACCUCCGUAAUCUUACAAAAGCUGGUAUCAAGAGUCCAACUGGUAAAGAAAAUGUUGCUCUACCAGCAGGAGUAAAGAGGGAGAGCAACGAAAAGGAUUCAGCAAACGCUCCGAAAAGAUCUCUUAAUGUGAAAGCCAAAGAAUACUUAAUGGAAAAGAGAAGCCGAAGUAAUCUUCUUCCGCAUUUGCAUCAUAGUCAGCCUUCCCCAGAAAAGGAGAAGAAAGAAAAGAGAUGGAAGCGCAACAAGCACAAACGUAAACCAAGUCUUGAGUCUGAAUUGUUAUUGAAUGGAAGAACUGCUGACGAUGCAGAAAAGGAGGCCGCCGAAGCUCGUCUGAAAUCGAGAAGUUUGGAAUCAUUGAAAGCCUCGAUUAAGCUCCAGGACGAGGAAGAUAAUGACGAGACGGAGGAGAGCAGCAAUAUUUUGCAGGAAAUCAUUAACCAUAACUACGAUAAAAAAGAAGAGGCAACUGAGAAGGAAAUAGAAGAAACUGUAAAAAGUAGACCAAUUUCUAUGGUCGAAGUGGAGGGAUUGACGGACAUUGUGUUAUCAGGGAAUGUCGAGAAAUCGGUUAAACCUACGGAGGCCGAAGACAAAUCUGGUGCUCAAUAUUUACGACCGCGAAGAUUAUCAAAAUCGGCAAGUUUAAAUAUGCACAGUAACGGUGCCGUAAAAACGGACAAUAAUCCUAAACGGAGGAGUUUAUUGAGUGAUAUUGACCCAAUGGAAUUGCUGGAAAAGCGACUCUCCAUCCUCAAUGAUGAUGAUGCCGCUUCUGAUUCGAUUAAGAAUAUGGUGCGCAAAGUAAGCAACGCUUUUAACAGUUCGUUUCAAGCUUACGAUGACAGUCCACGUAGUGUCGUAUCCAGUGAAAUGGAUAUAUCACGUGAUUUGGGUAAAAUCUUGGGCACACCUGAAAAACCUGAUAAAACUGUUUAUAGACGAAGUACUGGUUGUAUGGGAACGACUGGAAUCAAAAUAACGACGUCUUCAAUCGCUCGAUCAAGAAGUGAAUUGUCGGUGUUUAGUGAGAAACCUACAGUGUCAGCCGUCGAUAUAAAAAUUGAGGGUAAACCUUUGAAGGAAACUGAUACAAUGUCAGAUAAUCAAAACGUUGAGCAAACACAAGACGAAAACCGAUGGUCGGCCGAUGUUGACCAGGUGUUUGAUGAAGUAAAUGCCGACCUAGAUAGUAUUGCCGACAGCAUUGCGAGCGAUACAGCGAAAAGCAACGAAAGUGAAGCCGAUGUUGGAGCGACAACUGCUACCCCGUCAAAUAGUACUACUAAUAUAUCGACAUCUGUUGGCAUGGAAAUAAACGAAAGAGCAGCUCUAGUGGAUGCGCGUUUAAAAGAAGUCAAUGUGAAUGAUAUGUCGCCGAAUUCUACGCGAAAAGUUAACGUUGAGGUGAAGCGAGUUGCCGACAGAAUUAAGGAAUACAAAAAACUAAUCGAUGCUGAAAAGCAAAGAAAUUCCUGGCGCAGGCGUGAACCAAAAAGUAUGAAUGAAAUGAUCGAGACAUUAGACUCGAUUAAUACUGUACAAAAUGGAUUGUCUCCAGUUUACUCCACUCACCGGCGUCGAUUUAGAUCGUCGCGGAAUUUUGACAACGAAAACGGACGAUUAAGCUCUGACGACUCCUCUCACGGUGGAUCAGUGAGACGAAGUUUUUCGGAGAAUUUCAACCCUGAACGAAAUACCAAUGCGUCUCUUCCGCUUAAAACGUCGGUGGCUCGAACUUCCUCACAUAGUACGAAUCUAACGUCAGUUUCGGAUAGUCGUUUGUCGGACUCGUCCAGUUCUUUAAGUAGCGGUGAUAUAAAGACUUUAAAGGAAACUGAAAAUGUUGCAAGAAGAACUGAAAGGUAUAAGAAAGCGUUGAAAAAUUUUGAUCAGAGGGCAACUUCCGCAGCGACGUCUUCUAGUAAUAAUCAUUCUCCUCGUGUUCAUCGCGGAAGUGAUAAAGACGACGAUAAUGACUCUUCAGAUGUGUUUGAUGGAUCUGACAAAGAGAAUCGACUAAGUCCCGACCAAUGGAAAGAUAAGUCGACUUCUUUACCUAGCCCCCGUCGUACGAAUGCCAUUAAACGAACGACGCGUCAAAUGAGCGAAGAUUUACAUGAACAAAAAAAAGACGAUAAACCUCUUUUGUGCAAAAGCAUGUCGCUUAAUACCAAAGAGAUUAGCGAAGAAGCGAAGCCUAUCAAGCGGCCUCCGCCUGUGAGCAAGCGCCCUCCUCGCAGUUCGUCAGUUCCACCAGAGCGUCGCCUCAGUUCUGCACCUACGACGGAGAGUGUUAUACACGAGGAGGUGUCUUCACAAUAUGUCAAUCAAAGGUUAACACACCGUGCUAUGUCGGAAACGUCAACAUCUCGCGAGGGUAGAAGUCGAGGCCGAUCGGAUAAUAUUAAAAAUAAUAAUAACUCGAAAAAUGAUAACUCGUUAUCUAGCAAAUAUUGCUCGCUACCAAGAAGUCGUAAAAAGCACUCUACAAGUAGUUCUUCGUCGAAUAUCUCGCAUCGUAGCACCUCUUUACCAAGACGGACAGUUAACGCUCCUUCUCCGACACAUGUCGACGAUUUAAAAAAAGAACUUGACGAUAAUCACAACAGUAUAUUGCGUUCGCCGUCAAUGCGUUGUAUCCAACAGAACCACGUAAACUAUAAAAUAAAGGAAUAUUUUACAAAUUUACAGCGAUCUUCACAGAUUUCAAGAAGCCGUCCAAACCUUGUGCUUGUCGGGGGGAGUGGCAGUUCGGACUCAGAUAACGACACGUCAUCAAACGAUGGACGUAGUAAUUCGCCGACGAACAACCACGUCGAAAUUUUGAGAGGGACAGUACGAUCAAUGAUCAAGCGGUACGGACAAAACCACUAUGUGUUUGACGAUUUUUGAUAGAGAAUGUUAUUUUUUAAAAUGUGAAUUCAAAAUUUGUCAUUUUAAAUUGGACCGUCAAAGCAAUAAUUUGGAGUUCAAUA